Thecamonas trahens ATCC 50062 is the source of this 2705-nucleotide messenger RNA. RefSeq lists its product as uncharacterized. The transcript has 3 exons. Lineage: Eukaryota; Apusomonadida; Apusomonadidae. The record is from RefSeq and is a predicted model, not a curated record. The coding region runs from base 1 to 2589 and encodes 862 amino acids.
AUGGCGGACGACGGGUGGGAGUCGCUGACUGGCGAGGCCAAGACCACGCUCACGGGCUUCCUUCAUGUGCGGACAAUGGGUGCGCUCGGGCGGGCGACGUGGUCCAAGACCUGGCUGGUGGUCGACACAGCUGCCGACACCCUGCAUCUGGCCAAGGACGCAUCAGCACCACCGCAUGAGACGCUAGUGCUGUCGGACGUGACCAAGGUUGCCCUGUGCGUCGCUGCCGAUGUCGCCAAGGCCCGCGAUCACGUCUUUACUAUCCACGCCGGGGGCGACUCGCCCAUCCACGUCGACGCGAAAGACGAGGCGACCAAGCUGGCCUGGCUCGACUUUCUGGCCGACGCCCUCGACGACGACGUCGUCCUCAAGUACCGCGACACGCCGCAGUCGGGUGCAUCGACCCCGCGCUCGGCCGCAGAAUCGUCCGCAGGCCAGCCCGCCAGCGAGCUCUCGGUCUCGUCGUCGUCGAUCGGCUACUCGCCGGCCGACAGCCUUGACAAGCCUGCUCUCGGCGCCACCUUUUGCCAGGAGCCGUCCGGCGCCGUGGCAGGCAUGCUGGAGAAGCGUGGCGAGGGCAUCCUCAUGACUCCCAUCGCCCUGUGGAAGAAGCGCUACUUCCGCCUCCAGGAUGGCGUGCUGUCCUGGGCAAAGUCAGACAUCGCCGCCCCACGCGGCUCCAUCGCCCUCUACGGGCCCGACGCCCCCGAGUCCAUCGACGUCGCUCUGUCGUCGUCUAGCUCUGGUGGUUUUACUAUCCGCAUCCCGGGCCGCCUCUACGAGAUGCGUGCCAAGAGCGAUCCCGCCGCCGCCGCCGCCUGGAUCCAAGUCGAGAUCCAAGUCAAGACCUCGCCACACCAAGGCUCGCCACCGAUCGCACCACUCCGCCUCGGCGUCGUCCCCUUCCUCAUCCUCAUCCUCGUCCUCGUCCUCGUCCUCGUCCUCGUCCUCGUCCUCGUCAUCAUCCAAACAUCACGGCUCGGUGGCCGUCCGCGGCUCGGCAUCGGCGUCGGCGUCGGCGCUAUCGCUGGCCACGCUCACGCUGCCUGCAUCGACCGGCAGGCUCUGGCCGAACGGGCAUCCUUCGACCUCGCUCUCCCGCUGCGCUACGUGCCACGCAGGCCGCCGUCCAAGUGGCUCGCCUUCCCGCAGGUGGCACUCGAUGCCGCCAGCUCUGGUGCAUGGCGGGAGUGGCUCGACGAGAAGCUGGCGACCGCGCUGGCCGCAGCUCGCGUCGACGACAAGGUCGCCGCUGAGCUUGUUGACGACCUCGCCGCGGCAGCGCUGCCAGAGAGAGCCACACUCAAGGGCGCGCUGUCACUGUCGGCGCUAGCAGCCGCCCUGCGCAAGGCCGGCAAGGCGGUGGGGAAAGCGCUCAAGCGGAGCAAGGCCAAGGCCAAGCCGUGGCCCAGCUCGCUAUCUGUAGAGCGGGCUUGGAUGGCGGUGCCGAGCGCCAGGAGUGCCAAUGCCGGCGACAACGAGCAGGCCGAGGUCCUUGUCACGGCCGCGACCAAGCUCCGCACACUGGUUGCCGUCUUUGACGCCGUCUUUCCCGGCCCGUGGCGGCCGAGCGAGAUCCGGUCGUGGUGGGCAGACGUCGCCGACCGCUCCGGCUACAUCACCGACGAUCUUGCGGUGGCGUGGUGCGGCGGCUCGACGACGGCGUCGAGCUUCUCAGCAUGGCGAACCUAUGGCCACACUACUGUCUACCCACGCAUUGUCGAGCGAAUGGCGGCAGCGCGGUCGUCGGUCGCCGAGCCUGCGGCCUCGCUCGCCUUUCUCAACUUUGCUUGCGCCCGCCAGCGGACCUUCCGCCAGCUAAUCAACAGCGUCCGCCUCGAGACGCUGCUUGGCCACUCGAGCAUCCGAUUCAAUGCCGGCUCACGAUUCCGUGGCGAGCGCGGGAGGCAGUGGCUGGCCGCGGUGCCAAAGUUCCGCCUCGCCGCUCCCGCGCCGCCGCGCCGCGAAGGCAAGGUGCGCAAGAUUCGCCUCGAGACACAGGCGAUCGACGGAUCGUGGUCACGAGUCAAGGCCAAGCAUGUGCCUACCAUGGUCCGAAGCGCGCUUGAUCUUCUCCCGCUUCACAAGCGUGAUAGCGUCCAGGUCUCGCCUGAGAGCCAAGGCGUGUACAUGAUGGUGGUGCACGUCUCGUCGUCGCUCGCCAAGGCGCUGUCGUGUCGGGAAGGCCUCGAGCCCGAGUCUGCAUCUGCCGUAUGGCCGAUAUUGGUGCGGCGGACGGAUCUCGCGCCUGAUGCUGUCUGGGUACCGGGCUGGUACGCGUACGUGGGCAUGGCGGCCAAGAGUGCGCUGAGCGCUCGGGUCCGCCAGCACAUGGUAGCGUGGUCGGCAGCGCAGACCAUCGACGUUCUUCUCGCCGUCCAGGACAGAGCCGACGACAACCCGUGGGCGCCGCUGCGGCCUCCGACCUCAGUUGCCAUCAUCUACGUCUCCUCGGAUCCGGGCGCAGAGAGCAAGGCGAUCCGCGACACGACGACCGCGCAGCGGUCGCGGGUUCUCAAUCUCGUCUCGCAUCGCAGCUCUAGUCAGUCGUGCGCCAGCGAGACCGCGAGCGAGAGCAGCAGCUCUUGAAGACUAGAAGAUCAAGACCGUUCAAUGCAAGGGCUACGCCAGGAUAUUGUGCAGAGUGGUGGUCCGCGAGCCGGGACGAUGGCUCGUCUUGGGCUUGUGGACCUUGCCGUCGGGCG